GACCACCCUCUCUAUCCCCGUUGGCCAUUUCUUGCCCACUAGAUUGAUCUUGAGGUGACUCUUGAAUAUAUAUGGAGAUUUAGCGCAGAGAUAGAGAGAGAGAGAGAGAGAGAGAGAUUUACUGCGUAAUAAUUUCUGGGCAUUAUCUCAUUUGGGAGUUUUAUUUAUGGAUGGUUUUGAGUAUUUUGGGUGAAUUUACAUGCUGGGUCUUAGUAGGGUUUAAGAAAAGAAUAGAAAAUGGGAGGGAAGCGAGAGGAGAGUAGAGAGUAGAAAAGCAAAAGAGAAGUGGUCUUUCUCAAUAUACUAUACUAAUACACAGAUCCCUAUGGAAUACGAGUUUGCUAGCUUGUUACCCAGCAUUGCUUUGAUGGAAUUCAUUCUUUUUGUUUAGUUUAAAGGGACCAGUUUUGUUCUCUUGGGGGAAGAGAGAGAGAGAGGGAGAGGUUCUGUGGGGAUGUUCUUAGAUUGAAGCGAAGAGGAGAGAGUUCAGCUGUGAGAAAAUACUCUUCCAUGAGUACUGCUGCUGCUAGACUACAAAAACCCACAAGGUUUUCAGGGAACUUCUAAAAAAAAGGAAGAGAGAGAGGAAGAGAAAGAGAGAGAAGCGAAGAAGAUGAAGUCCAUGAACGAGAACAACAAUGGGGGCAGUAGUAAUAAUAACUGGUUGGGUUUUUCUCUUUCUCCCUACAUGAAAAUGGAGGUUGCAGCUUCUUCAGAUCCUCAGCAUCAUCAUCAUCAUCACCAGUUCAACCAUCAUCAACCUCCAACCAGCUUCUAUCUUUCGCCUUCCCACCUCAAUAGCUCCACAAUCUGCUAUGGAGUUGAUGACAAUGGCGGCUUCCACUCAUCCUUGUCUAUGAUGCCACUCAAAUCAGAUGGUUCUCUCUGUAUCAUGGAAGCCCUAACGAGAUCACAAACAGAAGGGAUGGUGCCGUGUUCUUCCCCUAAACUGGAGGACUUUCUGGGUGGUACAACAAUGGCAGCCCAUCAAUAUGGCAGCCACGAAAGAGAAGCAAUGGCUCUCAGCCUAGACAGCAUCUACUACCACCAAAAUGCUGAGCAAGAAACCAGCAGGCACCAUCACUCUUUAGAGCUUCUUCAUCAAGAGCCAUUCUUUUCUGGACUCUCUUGUAAUGGAAUGUAUCAGCCACCAUUAGAGGAAGAAGCAAAGGAGACCCAGAUUCCAGAUUGUGAAACCCAAAUUUCUGGAAUGGCUGGAGAGGAAAUUCCAGGCCUUAAAAACUGGGUUUCUGGCCACUACUCAGAGCACCAUUUGGAGCAACAGCUGCUUGAUGGAGAAGCUGCUUGUUCUGGGGCGGCUGGUGCAGUAAGCUGUGGGGAUUUACAGUCUCUUACCUUGUCCAUGAGCCCUGGUUCUCAGUCUAGUUGCGUCACAGCCUCGAGGCAAAUCUCACCCACUGGAGUUGAAUCCAUGGCCAUUGAAACUAAGAAGAGAGCCUCUGCAAAAGUUGCUCAGAAGCAGCCUGUUCAUAGGAAGUCCAUUGACACAUUUGGGCAGAGAACUUCUCAGUAUAGAGGGGUUACAAGACAUAGAUGGACUGGUAGAUAUGAAGCCCAUUUGUGGGACAAUAGUUGCAAGAAGGAAGGACAGACAAGGAAAGGAAGGCAAGUUUAUCUUGGGGGCUAUGAUAUGGAAGAAAAAGCAGCUCGAGCUUAUGAUCUUGCAGCUCUUAAGUACUGGGGACCCGCAACCCAUAUUAACUUCCCGCUGGAGAAUUACCAACAAGAACUCGAGGAAAUGAAGAACAUGACCCGGCAAGAAUAUGUUGCUCACUUGAGAAGGAAAAGUAGUGGGUUCUCAAGGGGGGCAUCCAUGUACAGAGGAGUGACAAGGCAUCAUCAGCAUGGGAGAUGGCAAGCUCGGAUAGGCAGAGUUGCGGGCAACAAAGAUCUUUAUCUUGGGACAUUCAGCACUCAGGAGGAAGCGGCUGAAGCUUAUGACAUUGCUGCAAUCAAGUUCCGGGGUGUGAAUGCUGUCACCAACUUUGACAUAUCACGAUACAAUGUCGAGAGGAUCAUAGCCAGCAAUACCCUUCUGGCCAGGGAGCUGGCCAAGCGGAGCACAUCGACAGAACAAAUCACCAAGCCCGUUGAAUAUGGCCCAUCUUCUCAGAACAAUGAGCCGUCCCUCCAGCCAGAGAACAACAAUGGAACUGGUUCAGAUUGGAAAGUGGUGUCUCUUAAUGAGAAACAGCUCUGCAUUGGGAAUUACCGCAGCUCCUCCUUCACAACAGUACUGCAAGAUUUGAUUGGGAUCGAUCCAGUGAACCCGAGCCAAGGGAUCAUUGAUGACUCGGCCAAGCUGGGGGCUCACUUCUCCAAUCCUUCCUCGCUUGUCACCAGCUUGAGCAGCUCGAGGGAAGGCAGCCCGGACAAGGCUGCUGCCCCAUCGAUGCUCUUUGCCAAGCCUGUGAGUUCGUGGAUCCCAUCAGCCCAGCUGAGGGCAGCUGCUCCCAUCUCCAUGGCUCACUUGUCUGAUUUUGCUGCUUGGAGUGAUCCAUAGAAGCUUGCUCUAUCUUGGUUACAUGUAAAGUUUUGCAUGAACAAAAAAGGAAAGAAAAUUGAUGUUGGGGUGGGGAAAAGGUAGCUAUAGUAGUAAGAUUUUACCUUGUCUCUGCUUUUUUUUUUUUUUUUCCUUCUCUCUUUCAUGUCGUUAGUGGAUGAAAUUAGUGUUGAAAUGAAAGACAAGGGUGGGGACCCUUCUCCUGGCUGUAACCCAAGUGUUGGGAAUCCUUUUUUUGGUUUUUCUAACUGAACCCUUUUCGCUCAUCUUGGGAUGAAGGUUUUUCCAAACUAAUGGAGGGAAUUAUAGCUUAUGAGGGGAUUAUUAUAAUGAUUAAGUAAAUGCGAAACUGA
This is a messenger RNA of Diospyros lotus (date-plum), 2877 nucleotides long. RefSeq names its product AP2-like ethylene-responsive transcription factor ANT. NCBI's taxonomy places the organism in Eukaryota, Viridiplantae, Streptophyta, Magnoliopsida, Ericales, Ebenaceae. The record is from RefSeq and is a predicted model, not a curated record. Gene Ontology annotation, biological process: regulation of DNA-templated transcription. Gene Ontology annotation, molecular function: DNA binding; DNA-binding transcription factor activity. Bases 614 to 2524 code for a protein of 636 amino acids. The transcript has 10 exons.